UUCCAGAAUUUUGGACAUUUCACUGUAUUAUCCAUCAAGAGCACUUGGUGUCUAAAAAGCUGAACUUAGACCACAUCAUGAAACCUGUGCUGGAAAUUGUCAAUUUUAUACGCACACAUGCUCUCAAUCACAGACAGUUCAAAAAUCUCAUUGAUGAACUUGAUGAAGAUCUUCCAUCUGAUCUGCUUCUUCACUGCGCUGUGAGAUGGCUUUCAAGAGGUAAUGUGGUUUCUCGUUUCUUUGAGCUUUUGAAUCCAGUGAAGCUGUUCCUUGCAGAGAAACAUAGGGACUAUCCUGAGCUACAUGAUCCCCAGUGGAUUUCAGAUUUGGCUUUUUUAGUCGACAUGCUGCAUUAUCUAAAUGGACUGAAUGUGGAUCUGCAAGGGAAGUUAAAGAUGCUGCCUGACCUGGUGCAGAGUGUUUUCACAUUUAUCAACAAACUCAAGCUGUUCAAGACACAUCUACAAAAGAGAGACUUCACACAUUUUCCGUCCUUGUUGAAGGCAAGUGGACAAGCAGCAGAGGUUGUAAAAGGGAGUACUGCACGGUAUGUAACACUGCUUGAAAAUCUUGAGCAAAGUUUUGAGGACAGAUUCUCCAACCUACGGCAAAAAAGACCACAGAUUACAUUUCUGAUCAACCCGUUCACUGCUGAAUCAGACUGUUUAAAAGCCCCUUUAGUGGAAGAUGAAGCAGCAUCUCAGCUUGAAAUGAUCGAACUUUCUGAGGAUGACAGACUUAAAAGUGUUCUGAGGGAAGGAACCGUGGAGUUUUGGAAGAUCGUGCCGGUUGAGAGAUAUCCCAAUGUCAAACGGGCUGCACUCAAACUACUGUCAAUGUUUGGGUCAACUUACAUCUGUGAAUCACUUUUUUCGACACUAAAACAAGUGAAAUCAAAGCAUCGCUCUGUUCUUACUGACACACAUGUGAAAGAGUUACUACGAGUAGCCACAACUGAAUACAAGCCAGACCUAAAAAAGAUUGUGGAAACCAAGGACUGUCAGGUGUCCCACUGAGUCAAGUAAAAGGAGGUUAGCCACCCCU
This is a messenger RNA of Sinocyclocheilus anshuiensis, 1044 nucleotides long. RefSeq names its product general transcription factor II-I repeat domain-containing protein 2A-like. The transcript is spliced from 2 exons. NCBI's taxonomy places the organism in Eukaryota, Metazoa, Chordata, Actinopteri, Cypriniformes, Cyprinidae. Gene Ontology annotation, molecular function: protein dimerization activity. The record is from RefSeq and is a predicted model, not a curated record. The coding region runs from base 78 to 1016 and encodes 312 amino acids.